UAUGUCCUGACAGCCUGGUCGACUCGCCUACACUAACAGUUGUGUUACACUCCCCCAUAUGGCAUAGACAAGACGCAGCGCGCCUCAGAGAAAGAAACUGACGUGUUUUGCGCAUUUCCUGCACCAGUGUUUAGACGGUCGGAGGAGAAAGGGAGGUGUGCAGGAAACCAAGAAUAGCAACGGCGAGAAAACAGCCUGGGAGUUUAAGGAGCAAACUGAAACCAAGUACAGCAACGGCAGGAAAACUGUCUGGGAGUAUAAGGAGCGAACAGAAACCAAGAAAACCACAACAGAGUCGACCUGCAACUAUACACUGCUUGAGCAAUUCACAAAUCGGGUAGCCGGUUUGGGAAACAUCCCAAAUGCUCGGCGAGGAGGCAGCAGUCUCUUCCAACGGUGGAAUACGAGUGUUUCCAAAGCCUAGUGGAGUUGCGGAGGAUAGUUUUGAUAGAUUUUGCUCUGUCGUGUUGCGGUUUGGGUAGUCUGUUGACAUUCCAACUGCUGCAUAGUCCUAUUUUUCCUUCAUAUAAGCUUAACACGUGUAUUUAUUCUAUUCAAAAGAAAGGCUUUGUCUGGUUGAACGCCAAAUGUGGAUUAUCAUUGGGAAAACCAAGACUGUUAGAAAGCAAAAACGAGACAAUUUACUCUCAUUAGACUGUUUCGGGAGGACUGAUUUGCAUCCGAUUGGUAGUCUGUGUGUACUAGCGUGAGACGGGACAGCAUUUCCCAGUUACAUUUAAGUCUCAACCCAUUCAAACCGUGGUCUUCAUUUGAGGAUUCAAACAAUACAUACAACUAGGACAAAUGAUUUAUGACCAGUUAAAGAGUUAAAGUGUUUGGGUUAAGAGAAUUUAUUGUAAACAACCACUCAUCUUCCAAGUCCUAUUGAGGAGGAUUACAUCACCAUGGCGGUGGUUUUCAAUGGGUUAUUGAAGAUCAGGAUUUGUGAGGCGUUGGACUUGAAACCGACAGCUUGGUCUCUCAGACAUGCGGUUGGCCCAAAGACCCAGACUUUUCUCUUAGACACAUACAUUGCACUAAACGUGGAUGACUCGCGUGUGGGCCAAACUUCCACCAAACAGAAAACCAACAGCCCUGCGUGGAACGACGAGUUCGUUACGGAGGUUCAUAACGGAAGGAAAAUCGAACUGUCUGUGUUUCACGAUGCGCCAAUUGGAUAUGACGAUUUCGUGGCCAACUGCAUCAUACAGUUCGAAGAUAUAUUGCAGAAUGGCAGUAAGCACUACGAGGAAUGGAUUGACUUGGAGCCUGAGGGGAAGGUGUACGUCAUCAUGGACCUGUCUGGAUCCUCUAGUGAAACUCCAGGCUCCGGUGAGAAUGCUGAAGAGCGUGUGUUUCGGGAGCGCAUGCGGCCUAGGAAGAGGCAGGGUGCCGUACGAAGGAGGGUCCAUCAGGUCAACGGACACAAGUUCAUGGCCACCUACCUGCGGCAGCCUACCUACUGCUCCCACUGCAGAGACUUUAUAUGGGGUGUGAUUGGGAAACAGGGUUACCAGUGUCAAGUGUGCACAUGUGUAGUCCAUGUCGAGCUCAUCAUCACAAAAUGUGCUGGGAUGAAGAAAGACAAAGAGGACACCACACCAGAGGAGGUUGGAUCCCAGCGGUUCAGUGUUAAUAUGCCUCAUAAAUUUGGUAUUCACAACUUCAAAGUCCUAACCUUCUGUGACCACUGUGGAUCGCUACUGUGGGGCCUGCUCAGACAAGGGCUGCAAUGCAAAGCUUGUCUUUCUCUUCGUCUCUCCCUCUUUCUCCAGGACCGUCUGUUCUUUGUGAUGGAGUAUGUAAAUGGAGGAGACCUGAUGUUUCAGAUCCAGCGCUCCAGGAAGUUUGACGAGACGCGCUCUCGCUUCUAUGCUGCCGAGGUCACCUCUGCCCUCAUGUUUCUUCACCAACAUGGAGUAAUCUACAGAGAUCUGAAACUGGAUAACAUUCUGCUGGAUGCACAAGGCCACUGUAAACUGGCUGACUUUGGCAUGUGUAAGGAGGGGAUCCUCAAUGGAGUCACCACCACCACCUUCUGUGGGACCCCAGACUACAUCGCUCCGGAGAUCCUACAGGAGCUAGAAUAUGGCCCCUCUGUGGACUGGUGGGCUCUGGGGGUGCUUAUGUACGAGAUGAUGGCUGGUCAGCCCCCCUUUGAGGCCGACAAUGAGGAUGACCUGUUUGAGUCCAUUCUCCACGAUGAUGUCCUCUACCCAGUGUGGCUAAGCAAGGAGGCAGUCUCCAUCCUCAAAGCGUUCAUGACGAAGAGUCCAAACAAGCGUCUGGGCUGUGUGAUCACCCAGGGCUUGGAGGAGGCCAUCAAGGUUCAUCCCUUCUUCAAGGAGAUGGACUGGGUUCUGCUGGAGCAGAAGAGGGUCAAACCACCCUUCAAACCUCGCAUUAAAACCAAAAGGGACGUGAACAACUUUGACCAGGACUUCACUCGCGAGGAACCUGUCCUCACCCCAGUAGAAGACGCCAUUAUUAAGCAGAUCAACCAAGACGAGUUCAAGGGUUUCUCCUACUUUGGAGGGGAGGAGAAUCUGUCCUAAGGCCUGCACACACACCAACACACACACACACACCAACACACAAACAAACACGUAUAGACACACAUACAUGCAGGAACACUGACACACGAAUUUAAGAACACACAUACAAACAUACAUACAUACAUGCAAACCCAUGUAUUUUCUCCCAUGCAGACAUACAGAAUUAUAAAAUACACACAGAGUAAAUUAUUACUUUCACACACUCAUAUAAAACUCCGGCCAUUAGGGCGUCAGAUUAGUACCAACUUCAAAACCUAAACCAGACCAUCUACAGCGCUCUACCAGUAUCUGUCUGUAUGUCUGUCUGUCCAUCAGUGCAUGUUUUCUAAGUUACAAACCAAUGUAAUUCAAGAGUAGGUCAGAUAGGAAGCCCAUCUGCUUUAUUAUCAAGGUCCUAUUGGCUCGUCCAGAUCUGAGUGGUGGAUCAAACCACACUCCUUGUGGUGGAGGGUGGCCCUAGGAUUGGCCCCCUGACACUGAAUAUAGCCUGGCCUUGCCCCACUGGCCCGGGCUGAUAACAGUGAUGAAAGCUCCUCACAAUCCAGCCCCAGAUUGUCACAAGGCCCUUUCCAGUGGACUAUGAAAUGUACAGGGAAUGUUUGUGUGACGGUGUCAACUUUUUGUGUAUAUAAGGAUUUAUAGGUCAGGGGUUAUGUGUGCUUUGGGCAGGGGUCUUGUUCGACAUGGUCUCCUUACAAUAGAUCAGACUUUCAACUGUUUCGUCAACCAUCCUAGUUCCUCAGUGAGUAUAUGAUACUGAAAUAAUUAUAUUAUUAUAUGAAUCUGUAAUUUCUUAAGCUGUCCUGUAAAUUUCUCAUUGUACUAGAAUGUCCUCCUCCUCUGCCAUGUUUAAACUGGAUGUACUAGAAUGUCCUCCUCCUCUGCCAUGUUUAAACUGGAAGUACUAGAAUGUCCUCCUCCUCUGCCAUGUUUAAACUGGAUGUACUAGAAUGUCCUCCUCCUCUGCCAUGUUUAAACUGGAAGUACUAGAAUGUCCUCCUCCUCUGCCAUGUUUAAACUGGAUGUACUAGAAUGUCCUCCUUCUCUGCCAUGUUUAAACUGGAAGUACUAGAAUGUCCUCCUCCUCUGCCAUGUUUAAACUGGAUGUACUAGAAUGUCCUCCUCCUCUGCCAUGUUUAAACUGGAAGUACUAGAAUGUCCUCCUCCUCUGCCAUGUUUAAACUGGAUGUACUAGAAUGUCCUCCUCCUCUGCCAUGUUUAAACUGGAUGUACUAGAAUGUCCUCCUUCUCUGCCAUGUUUAAACUGGAUGUACUAGAAUGUCCUCCUUCUCUGCCAUGUUUAAACUGGAUGUACUAGAAUGUCCUCCUCCUCUGCCAUGUUUAAACUGGAAGUACUAGAAUGUCCUCCUCCUCUGCCAUGUUUAAACUGGAUGUACUAGAAUGUCCUCCUCUGCCAUGUUUAAAUGCACAAAAAAAAACGAAUCCAUAGAACCAAUGAUUGUAUUUAAAAAAGCUAAAAAACCAAUUGGUUCUCAGUGUCAAUAAAAAGAGAAGCCUGUUUCAAAGUUUCCUCAAGAUCAAAACGACGGCAGAAUUAGAACAAGUCCAUGUACAGUACAUCAAAUGCCCAUUGUGUGUAGCUGCAGAUCAGUUACAUAUUGUAGAUAUGCCCACAGUGUUAUGGUAGUCUAGCUUCAUGUAUUCCAAAUGAAUGUCAUGGGUUUCAAUGUGGACGAAUGUGCUUGUAUGCAUGAGUGAUGGUGGGGAUGCAACUGAAUGUAUCGUGUGUGUGUGUGUGUGUGUGUGUGUGUGUGUGUGUGCUUGUGCGACAUAGGCAGUGGGUUCAUGAGAAGGGCCCUCUUGAAGCUUUAACAUUUCAUUGUGUGUUUUAUUUCAUUGUGUGUUUUAUUUCAUUAUGUGUUUUAUUUUAUUGUGUGUUUUAUUUCAUUGUGUUUUAUUUCAUUGUGUGUUUUAUUUCAUUGUGUGUUUUAUUUCAUUGUGUGUUUUAUUUCAUUGUGUGUUUUAUUUCAUUGUGUUUUAUUUCAUUGUGUGUUUUAUUUCAUUGUGUGUUUUAUUUCAUUGUGUGUUUUAUUUCAUUGUGUGUUUUAUUUCAUUGUGUGUUUUAUUUCAUUGUGUCUGUUUUAUUUCAUUGUGUUUUAUUUCAUUGUGUGUUUUAUUUAAUUGUGUCUGUUUUAUUUCUUUGUGUGUUUUAUUUUAUUGUGUGUUUUAUUUGUCGUGAUUUUACUGGAUUGUCUUGUUGCUCAGUGUCUGAAAUCCUGGAUUUCCCUGCUAUGCAACAAGACUCACAAUCAUGUGGGGGAAGGCAUCACCAGAUAGCUGUGUCUUUCCCUCUGUACAGACCACCUUGUAUAUAGAAGCCUGUGGACUUCUUGGAGAAAUAGAGGUAUCAUCUAUUGCAUGGUUAUGCAUAUGAUGUUAUUGUGUAUUAGUAGAAUAUGAAAAAGUGACAAUGUCCAUGUGCAAUAUUCUAUGUCUGUCUGUCUGUUUUUGGUUUCCUUUGCUCUCUUGCCAGGUGUCUUCGCUGUUCAUCCUCCCACUGACUCUAGCUGUUGUUCUGUAUGGUUUUGCAUGGCUGUUUUCAUUUGCCUGUCGUUAACCCCAUUGAUAGCCAUGUCUAUGUGCUUCCUUCAGAGUGUUCCAUCAAACCACCUCACCACCCCUCUCCUUGCCCUCUCUCAACUCUUUUGAAGAAAGGUCGACAUUUCCUAUAGCAUAUCUCUUUAAAAAGGUCAACAUUUCCUAUAGCAUAUCUCUUUAAAAAAUGUCAACAUUUCCUGUAGCAUAUCUCUUUAAAAAGUCAACAUUUCCUGUAGCAUAUCUCUUUAAAAGGUCAACAUUUCCUGUAGCAUAUCUCUUUAAAAAGGUCAACAUUUCCUAUAGCAUAUCUCUUUAAAAAAGGUCAACAUUUCCUGUAGCAUAUCUCUUUAAAAAGUCAACAUUUCCUGUAGCAUAUCUCUUUAAAACAGGUCAACAUUUCCUACAGCAUCUCUUUUUAAAUAAGGUCAACAUUUCCUGUAGCAUAUCUCUUUGAAAAAAGGUCAACAUUUCCUAUAGCAUAUCUCUUUAAAAAAGGUCAACAUUUCCUGUAGCAUAUCUCUUUAAAAAGUCAAAAUUUCCUAUAGCAUAUCUCUUUAAAAAGUCAACAUUUCCUAUAGCAUAUCUCUUUAAAAAAGGUCAACAUUUCCUGUAGCAUAUCUCUUUAAAAAGUCUACAUUUCCUGUAGCGUAUCUCUUUAAAACAGGUCAACAUUUCCUGUAGCAUAUCUCUUUAAAAAAGGUCAACAUUUCCUGUAGCAUAUCUCUUUAAAAAGUCAACAUUUCCUGUAGCAUAUCUCUUUAAAACAGGUCAACAUUUCCUACAGCAUCUCUUUUUAAAUAAGGUCAACAUUUCCUGUAGCAUAUCUCUUUGAAAAAAGGUCAACAUUUCCUAUAGCAUAUCUCUUUAAAAAAGGUCAACAUUUCCUGUAGCAUAUCUCUUUAAAAAGUCAACAUUUCCUAUAGCAUAUCUCUUUAAAAAGUCAACAUUUCCUACAGCAUAUCUCUUUAAAAAGUCAACAUUUCCUAUAGCAUAUCUCUUUAGAACAUUAAUAUUACCAAAGGUAGUAAAUCUAUUGGAUUCAUGAAGCUUAUAGAAACCAUCGACCUUCUAAUGCAUUCAAGCCAAAUAACUCUCUGGCCAAGAUACUGUAUGUGAUAUUGUAAGCCUACACCAAAUCAAGGUAAAGUCAAAUCUACUGUCAUAUUCUGUCAGUAGAACACAAAAAGAACAAUGUUGGUUUGUUAUGAUAUUGCAAGUUGUACAUUCCAUUUUAGAGUAGAAACAUGAAAGUAAAUAACAGUAGGACUAUUUGCAAUUGAAGAGGUAGUGUAGUAGUGAUAGUAUGACUACUGUAGAAGUAGCAGUAGCAGUUGUUAUUGUAGUAGUAGUAGUAGUAGUUAUUGUAGUAUUAUUAGUAGCAUGUAUAACAGUGCUAGUGCUACUAGUAGUAGCAAUUAUGCUAUGGGGAGCAGGAGUAACUGUAGCAACAGUGGUUGUAGCAGCGUUAAUAGGUGACGGUAUCAUGGAAUCAACUGUCAAAAAAUACUGAUGCCCCUGCCCCACACACACCACUGCAUGAAGGCCGCUCAUACACCCAAAGCAAUACUGAUGCCCCUGACCCACACACACCACUGCAUGAAGGCCUCUCAUACACCCAAAGCAAUACUGAUGCCCCUGACCCACACACACCACUGCAUGAAGGCCGCUCAUACACCCAAAGCAAUACUGAUGCCCCUGCCCCACACACACCACUGCAUGAAGGCCUCUCAUACACCCAAAGCAAUACUGAUGCCCCUGACCCACACACACCACUGCAUGAAGGCCGCUCAUACACCCAAAGCAAUACUGAUGCCCCUGACCCACACACACCACUGCAUGAAGGCCGCUCAUACACCCAAAGCAAUACUGAUGCCCCUGACCCACACACACAACUGCAUGAAGGCUGCUCAUACACCCAAAGCAAUACUGAUGCCCCUGACCCACACACACCACUGCAUGAAGGCCGCUCAUACACCCAAAGCAAUACUGAUGCCCCUGACUCACACACACCACUGCAUGAAGGCCGCUCAUACACCCAAAGCAAUACUGAUGCCCCUGACUCACACACACCACUGCAUGAAGGCCGCUCAUACACCCAAAGCAAUACUGAUGCCCCUGACCCACACACACCACUGCAUGAAGGCCGCUCAUACACCCAAAGCAAUACUGAUGCCCCUGACCCACACACACCACUGCAUGAAGGCCGCUCAUACACCCAAAGCAAUACUGAUGCCCCUGACCCACACACACCACUGCAUGAAGGCCGCUCAUACACCCAAAGCAAUACUGAUGCCCCUGACUCACACACACCACUGCAUGAAGGCCGCUCAUACACCCAAAGCAAUACUGAUGCCCCUGACCCACACACACCACUGCAUGAAGGCCGCUCAUACA
Oncorhynchus nerka (sockeye salmon) is the source of this 7508-nucleotide messenger RNA. RefSeq names its product protein kinase C epsilon type-like. The record is from RefSeq and is a predicted model, not a curated record. NCBI's taxonomy places the organism in Eukaryota, Metazoa, Chordata, Actinopteri, Salmoniformes, Salmonidae. Gene Ontology annotation, molecular function: diacylglycerol-dependent serine/threonine kinase activity; ATP binding. Gene Ontology annotation, cellular component: cytoplasm; nucleus. Gene Ontology annotation, biological process: protein phosphorylation.